GGCCGCUCCUCUCUUGGCAAGCCCCAGACCCUGCCUUGGAUUUCUUUCUGGCCUCCAAGGGGGCACUUGGCUCCUGGCACCUGGCAGCCUUGGCUGUCUCACCAGCCCCACUGUCCUGCCUCUCUGCUUGGGACCCAUGGGAGCUGCCAUCUCCCCAGCUCCAGGUCUGUUCCACAGCUGAGCUCCCCGCUUCACGUCUUCUGUCCUCUCCAGGCCCUCUCAGCCCUCCAGCCCCCUCGUUUUGGCUGCCUCUAAGGCCCUCCAGGGCCUCCUGGGCUUCCUCCUCUACAAUCUUCCCUGUCCUUCCCACGGCCACCGCCCCCAGUUCCUCAGCCGCCUGUGCCUCCCGCUCUACAGUGGGGACUGCAUCUCCCAAGAGGUGAUCUGCCCACCUUGGCCUCCCAAAGUGUUGGGAUGAUGGAUGUGAGCCACCACGCCUAGACCAGAGGGCACAUUUCAAACAGCAUUCUGAAGGCCUGGUGGUGAGAAAGAGCGGAUAGAGCUGGCACAGCCCAUAGCAGAGAUGAGGCCGAGGACAAGAAGAGAAUGCAGGAUGCCACUUUCCACCUAGAGGAAGUUUAAAACCUGCGGUUCCAAGGUUCUCCGGCCCCUCCCUUUCUCACGCUCCGAAGCCGAGAAGGCCCAAAGCGAAGAUAGAGAGGACCCGGAAGUAGGGAAAACCUCUGAGCACGUGAUGGGGGAACACGCGGGUUCUGUCACGUGAUCCGACAGCCGGCCUCUGCAAAGUGCAGAAUGUUCUGCUGCUCUUAAAGACCCUCAUCCCUCCCGUGGGAGCCCCUUUUGGACACUCUAUGACCCUAGACCCUUGGGGGACCUGAACUUGAUGCGAUGGGAGGCUGUGCGGGCUCGCGGCGGCGCCUUUCGGAUUCCGAGGGUGAGGAGACCGUCCCGGAGCCACGGCUCCCUCUAUUGGACCAUCAGGGCGCGCAUUGGAAGAACGCGGUGGGCUUCUGGCUGCUGGGCCUUUGCAACAACUUCUCUUAUGUGGUGAUGCUGAGUGCUGCCCAUGACAUCCUUAGCCACGAGAGGACAUCAGGAAACCAGAGCCAUGUGGACCCAGGCCCAGCGCCCAUCCCCCACAACAGCUCAUCACGAUUUGACUGCAACUCUGUCUCUACGGCUGCCGUGCUCCUGGCAGACAUCCUCCCCACGCUCGUCAUCAAAUUGUUGGCUCCUCUUGGCCUUCACCUGCUGCCCUACAGCCCCCGGGUUCUUGUCAGUGGGAUUUGUGCUGCUGGAAGCUUCGUCCUGGUUGCCUUUUCUCAUUCUGUGGGGACCGGCCUGUGUGGUGUGGUCUUGGCUAGCAUCUCAUCAGGCCUCGGGGAGGUCACCUUCCUCUCCCUCACUGCCUUCUACCCCAGGGCUGUGAUCUCCUGGUGGUCCUCAGGGACUGGGGGAGCUGGGCUGCUGGGGGCCCUGUCCUACCUGGGCCUCACCCAGGCUGGCCUCUCCCCCCAGCAGACCCUGCUCUCCAUGCUGGGUAUCCCUGCCCUGCUGCUGGCCAGCUAUUUCUUGUUGCUCACAUCUCCUGAGGCCCAGGACCCUGGAGGGGAAGAAGAGGCGGAGAGCUCAGCCCGGCAGCCCCUCAUAAGAACCGAGGCCCCGGAGUCGAAGCCAGGCUCCAGCUCCAGCCUCUCCCUUCGGGAAAGGUGGACAGUGUUCAAGGGUCUGCUGUGGUACAUCGUCCCCUUGGUCGUGGUUUACUUUGCCGAAUAUUUCAUCAACCAGGGACUUUUUGAACUCCUCUUUUUCCGGAACACUUCCCUGAGUCACGCUCAGCAAUACCGCUGGUACCAGAUGUUGUACCAGGCAGGCGUCUUUGCCUCCCGCUCUUCUCUCCGCUGCUGUCACAUCCGUUUCACCUGGGCCCUGGCCCUGCUGCAGUCCCUCAACCUGGCAUUCCUGCUCGCGGACGUGUGGUUCGGCUUUCUGCCAAGCAUCUACUUCGUCUUCCUGAUCAUUCUGUAUGAGGGGCUCCUGGGAGGCGCAGCCUAUGUGAACACCUUCCACAACAUCGCCCUGGAGACCAGUGAUGAGCACCGGGAGUUUGCAAUGGCGACCACCUGCAUCUCUGACACGCUGGGGAUCUCCCUGUCGGGGCUCCUGGCUUUGCCUCUGCACGACUUCCUCUGCCAGCUCUCCUGAUACUCAGGAUCCUUGGGACGCAGGUCACACUCACCCGUGGGCAGAGGGGCAGGUCACAUACCCAGGCCCACCCUAGAGCCCCUCCACGAACUGUGCUCCUGGCCUUUCCAGCAGGGCUGGGAGUAGGGAAGGGCUGAGACCUUGUUCCCCUUGCAGGGGGCCUAGCCAUUGUCUCCCGCUCAGGGAGCUUCUUCCUGGCAUCAUGCCCUCUGAAUAAAUGCCGAUUUUAUCCAUGGA
Molecule: messenger RNA, 2403 nt
Organism: Macaca mulatta (Rhesus monkey)
Lineage: Eukaryota; Metazoa; Chordata; Mammalia; Primates; Cercopithecidae
Source: RefSeq, a predicted model, not a curated record